Messenger RNA from Arxiozyma heterogenica, 1110 nucleotides. RefSeq names its product Pef1p (gene PEF1). NCBI's taxonomy places the organism in Eukaryota, Fungi, Ascomycota, Saccharomycetes, Saccharomycetales, Saccharomycetaceae. Gene Ontology annotation, molecular function: calcium ion binding. Bases 1 to 1110 code for a protein of 369 amino acids. The transcript has a single exon. The record is from RefSeq and is a predicted model, not a curated record.
AUGUGUGCCAGAAAGUUAAAAUACGCAGCAGGUGAUGAUUUACAUCUAUAUGCUACGCCAAAGGAAUCCCUUGAAGCAUCCAGGAAAGAGAUUGAAGAGAAGGAAAGAUGGAGACAGGUAAUUGAAAAACAAGAAAGAUUGAAAAAAUUGGCUGAAGAGCAAAGCUGGAUACGAAGAAAUCAAUCUAAUUCAUACCAAGAUUCAAAUAUACGACAUAAUGGGAGCAGAACUGUUUCUGGACCAGCCAGUAUGAUAUCAGGACAACUAAAUCAUAAUCGAAACAACAAUAACCAUAAUACCAAUGGGAAUUUCCAUAUUUCAGAAAAUAUUGAAAGUAAUCACUCUAUGCCUCCCACUGGAUCUGUAUUAUCAUCUAGACAUAAAAAGACAAGACCACCACCUAUUCCAAUACAAAAGGGUAAUGCAUCCACUUUUUCAUUAUCGCCCCAUCAUAAUGUAUUUAAUAACAACACUAGUACCAGAAGUGAUGUCAGCAGUAAUAGAAGUCGUUCUUCAUCGCCAAACAAGCUUCUGUCGCCAAACUCUAAGGAAUCUUCUACUGAAAGAGAUAUUAAAAUAGCUAAACAGUUAUUUAACAACCAUGAUAUUAAACGUAAGGGUAGGUUGACAGCAGAGGAAUUGCAGAAUUUGUUGCAAAAUGAUGAUAGUAGCAGAUUUUGUAUCUCAUCUAUAGAUUCAAUAAUUGAAUAUUUCGGACAGUCUAGGUUUGGUACAAUCAAUGAAACAGAGUUUAUAUCGUUGUACCAAAAGAUUAAAUAUUGGAGGAAAGUUUAUGUAGAUAAUGAUAUUAACUAUUCCUUAUCGAUUAAUGUGACAGAAUAUUAUAAUUGCUUACAAGAAUUGAAAUACCUUAUUCCAUUCGAGAUUAGCGAAAAAUUGUUUAACCAAUACGCUGAGUUCAAUAUAAAUAAAACAGAUAUGAAUAGUAAAGAAUUAAAAUUUGAUAAAUUUGUGGAAAGUUUGAUUUGGCUAAUGAAAUUGACUAAAAUAUUUCGUAAAUAUGAUGUUAAGCAUGACGGUGUAGCGAAUAUUGCUUAUAAAGAUUUUAUUGAAACAACUAUAUAUUUAGGUAGAUUUCUACCACACUAA